AUGAUAACGGCAACAACACCCAACAUUUUUUCACUCACCCCCUGGAUCAUUCCGAGGACAGCUUGCGAGAUCUUCCUGCAACUUUAUCAACACAAAGACACAAAGGGGUCCUCUACAUACACAUACACCGCUCUACAUACCCAUACACAUCGCCCCCAUCCACCAUCAGUUACGCACCCACAUACACAUCGCAUACCGGUCAAGGCGGACCUCUCACAUACCUCACAUAUUAUACACCAUCUAUUCCUCCCGAUCCACAAAUGCCAGCUACAGUCCGACUCGUCAACUCCCUCAUCGCCACCAUAA
Molecule: messenger RNA, 306 nt
Organism: Morchella importuna
Lineage: Eukaryota; Fungi; Ascomycota; Pezizomycetes; Pezizales; Morchellaceae
Exons: 4
Coding region: 1-306 (101 amino acids)
Source: RefSeq, a predicted model, not a curated record